Scedosporium apiospermum is the source of this 1542-nucleotide messenger RNA. Its product is annotated as 60S ribosomal export protein NMD3. The record is from RefSeq and is a predicted model, not a curated record. The transcript is spliced from 2 exons. Gene Ontology annotation, biological process: ribosomal large subunit export from nucleus. NCBI's taxonomy places the organism in Eukaryota, Fungi, Ascomycota, Sordariomycetes, Microascales, Microascaceae. Bases 1 to 1542 code for a protein of 513 amino acids. Gene Ontology annotation, cellular component: cytoplasm; nucleus. Gene Ontology annotation, molecular function: ribosomal large subunit binding.
AUGGACUUGGACGACGUCGUCCCGUUCAACCCCGCCGACGCGCCGGCUCAGCAGCGAGUAGCAACGAUUCUAUGCUAUAACUGUGGCGCACCUCUCGACGGCACCGUCUCGGGCGGCGCUCUCUGCGAUGACUGCAUCAAGCUUACCGUCGACGUCUCACAAGGCAUCCCCCGCGAGUCCUUUCUUCAUUUCUGCAGAGACUGCGACCGAUGGCUCUUGCCGCCCAAUACCUGGGUCGUUGCCCAGCCCGAGUCCCGAGAGCUCCUGGCCAUAUGUCUCAAAAAGCUGAAUAUCCACAAGGUGCGCGUCGUCGACGCCAGUUUCAUCUGGACCGAACCCCACUCGAGAAGAAUCAAGGUCAAGAUCACCGUCCAGGAUAGCGUUGCCCACGGUGUUGUGUUGCAGCAAGCCUUCGAAGUGACGUACGUGGUAUCCACUCAACAAUGUCCCGACUGCCGAAAGAGUUACACAGCCAACGUCUGGAGGGCCUCUGUCCAGGUGAGACAGAAGGUGCCGCACAAGAGAACCUUCAUGUACCUCGAACAACUCAUCCUGAAGCACAACGCCCACCGAGAGACUUUGAACAUCAAGGAGGCUCGGGAUGGUGUCGACUUUUACUUUGCCGAGAAGAAUCAAGCCGAGACAUUCGUGCACUUCCUCGAGUCUGUCGUUCCGGCUGAUAUCAAGUCGUCCAAGGAACUGAUUUCCGAAGACACCCAUACCUCAACGACGAAUUACAAGUUUACCUGGGCCGCGAAGCUUGUCCCCAUAUGCAAGGACGACCUAGUGGCGCUACCCAUAAAGCUGGCCAAGAGUAUGGGGAACAUUUCGCCUCUCCUACUCUGCCACCGGAUCGGAACCCAUGUGUAUCUGCUGGACCCCAACACUUUGCAGACAGCCGAUAUUAGCAACAAGAUCUACUGGAGGGCACCGUUCACAUCCCUUGCUGACGCAAAGGAAAUGGUGGAGUUCAUCGUCCUCGAUAUCGAAUCGACGCCAGUCCAGAAAGGCAAGUGGCACUUAUGCGAGGCUACCGUAGCUCGUGCUGCGGAUCUCGGUGUCAACGACAACACGUACUUUACCCGGACUCAUCUCGGACACCUGCUGCACCCGGGAGAUUCUGUCAUGGGAUACAUGCUCUCGGGGACCAUGUUCAACAACGAACACUUCGACGCCAUCGAAGCGUCCAAUACCUACUCUUCUACCAUCCCUGACGUCAUCCUCGUAAAGAAGCACUUCCCCAACCGCAGGAAAAACAAGCGCAGGAACUGGAAGUUGAAGCACAUUGUCAAGGAGGAGGAUGACUUGUUCAACAGGAAGGCCAACAUGAGCAAGGAUGACAACGAAUACGAAAUGUUCCUCCGCGAUGUGGAGGAGGAUGAGGAGAUGAGGGCAGCGAUUGCGCUGUACAAGGCGCCGAAGAAGACGGAUCCCGAUGAGAUGAGCGUUGCAGAGACGGAGGAGGAUGAUGAGGUGCCGCGUAUCAAUGUGGAUGAAUUGCUGGAUGACUUUGAGGAUCUGACGGUUCAGGACAACCAAUGA